Myripristis murdjan (pinecone soldierfish) is the source of this 2553-nucleotide messenger RNA. RefSeq names its product myocardin. Gene Ontology annotation, molecular function: transcription coactivator activity. Gene Ontology annotation, biological process: smooth muscle cell differentiation; positive regulation of transcription by RNA polymerase II. Gene Ontology annotation, cellular component: nucleus. Lineage: Eukaryota; Metazoa; Chordata; Actinopteri; Holocentriformes; Holocentridae. Bases 1 to 2553 code for a protein of 850 amino acids. The transcript is spliced from 15 exons. The record is from RefSeq and is a predicted model, not a curated record.
AUGACGUUGCUGGCCUCAGAGAGGUCGCUUCUCAUCCGGAACAAGUUCCGCUCAGUCCUGCAGCUGAGGAUUCAGAACCGACGGCAGAAUGAAAUCAAUGCAGACUCUGGGUUGAAAUCUACCUGUCCCUCUCAAAAAGGAGAGAAAGACCAGGGUGAAGCUCUGCGUCUUACUGACGAUGGUGCCACUCAGAAGUUGCCCCCUAGUGGUCUGAGCACUGAAACUGCACAAGACAGGAGUGUGUGUGGGGCCCAGAGGCAUAAGAGGGUUCGCCAGGCAGAGGACCUCAAUGAGAGCAUCCAACGCCAGCCCGGAUCCGUGGAGCAACAGCACAAACACACACUGCCCUUGGAGAACCGUCCUGCAGCUUUCCCUCUCGCCACUGAUGUCUUCGAAGAUGACAUCUCCUCCUGCUCCUCCUCGUCUACUGAGCAACGCGGCGUGCAGCAGUCACCAGCAGUUUCUUCAUUGCCAGGGCUCUCAGGUGACCAAUUACUGAGUGACUUUUCACCUGUGGGCCCGCCCCUUAACCACAGCCCCAGUCAUGCUCAGUCUGGCUUGGCAUUGCUCCCGGCAACUGAGGGCAUCAGCCAACCUAUGAGCAUAACACUUGGCGAAUCAACCUCCAUGGCAACAACUGGGAGACCAAAUGGGAUGUAUCUGACCUCUCAGACCACACCCCUGCUGCCAAAGACAGCUCAGCCUUCCAGCCCCUCCUGUUCCUCCUCCCUGCCCAGCUCCCUCAACUUCAGUCGUCUCCCCCGUCCUCGGAAACCGCGGGACACCAAACCAAAGAUGAGGAAACUCAAAUAUCACCAGUACAUUCCUCCAGACCAGAGAGGAGGGUCUGGAACUGGGGGGGGAGGAGCCAAACAGAAGAGCCCUGCCCCUGCCCAGCCCAUAGACCCAGCCUAUUCCCGUCUCCUGAAGCAGCAACAGGUCUUCCUCCAGCUGCAAAUCCUGCAAAACCAGCAGCAACAGCAACAGCAGCAUCAGCUACAGCAACAGCAGCAGCCACAACAACAACAACAACCACAACAACAACAACAACAGCCACAACAACAACUACAACAGCUCACUGUGGCACCCAGUGGAGAUCACACCAACACUGUGAAGUCCUCAGGAGCCAUGCCCCAAAACCCCCAACCCGUUCCUGCCACAACAAACCACACCCCUGUGGACACAAGUCCGCUGAACAAGCCCGAGCUUCUCCCCCCUAACCUUGUUGAUCUAACGGUUUCAGAGUUGCGUCAGCAGCUUCGGAAGCGUGGCCUCCCUGUCUCCGGCACCAAGCCUGCUCUGUUGCAGCGUCUCCGGCCCUUCCAGCUGCCCCGCACCUGCCUCACCCCUGCCCCCAUCUGCCAGCUGGGUACCAGCCUGGAGCCCCUCACCACCUGCCCCCUACCGGCCCCUAACCAGAGCCCCAGCUCCAGCUCUUGCUCUGGACAGGACUCACCCAGCAGCAGCCCAAACCAACAGAUGUACACAAAGGAAAGGGGAAUUCCUAAUGGGAUUCUCAGCGGCCCCCCUAAUGGUGUUCCAAAUGGGAUUCUGAAUGCUAUUCCAAAUGGUUUCCCGAAUGCUGCUUCGGUCAGUGUGGCAGGAGAACAGUGCAGUCUCACUGGUGCUGUCUUCCUGGCUCCUGCUAGUACUGCAUCGGGAGCCCCGAGCCCCAGUCUACCCCUGUCUUCCUCCUCCUCACCCCUGCAGUGUGGCACCCUGUGGAGAACUGAGCAGGAGCAGCAGCAGCAGCAGCAGCAGGAGCUGAGUGUGGAGCUGGAGAUGAGGGAGAGAAUAAGGAGCAGACCCAGGGACCGCACCGCUAACACUGGCAACGAGUCUAGUGUCGGAUCCCUCCAUCCAUUCCUGCAACAGGAUCCAGGAUGCCUCAGAGGGAAGCCAGAGACAGAUGGACAGGCAGAGGUGUUGUUUACUCAGGUGUUCUGCUCUCAGCCUAGCAAUACAAUUAGCGAGGACUUUGAGCUGCCGGUGCAGAUUACAGCGAGUCCCGUUCAAACCUCACCCAGUGUUCGCAGUUUGGAAGAAGAAUUACAGGAAGCUAUCCAGAAAGCACAGAUGGACCUUAGCCAGUCCAUAGAUGAUAUUCUGGAUGAGCCUAUCACAUGUGGCGGCUCUGCUGUUAUCUCUGACCUCAAAUCCCCUGUUCAUUUAUCCCCUGGCCCUUCACCUCCUCCCCAAGUUGAUCCGUCCCAGGCCUCCCAGCAUCACUCUAAGGAUGACAACUUCCUGUCCUCACCCCUAUGCUCCUCUCUCCUACUGGAGCUCCCACCAUCUCCAGCUUCAACAGCACCCAACCAAGUGGCCCCAGCCCCUCCUCCACCUCCCCUCUGCUCCUCCCCUCUGUCGUCCACUGGGAGCUCGCGUAAACGGCGGGCUCAGGCAAUGUUUGACGCUGCCGACUGGCUUGAAUCGCUGACGUCUGGCCUCCGUCCACUGAGCCCACCCACAGCUCCAUUUGUAGAGACAGACUUCAGUCUGGAUUCAGACCUGAAUGUCAAUCGAGUGUUGGAUCUUAUGAUAGAGCAGUGGUGA